AUGACAUUCGAGCAAGCAGAGAAGUGGCCGAUGAAUCCAUUCGACGUCACUAAAGUUUGGCCACAUGGCGAAUUCCCACUGAUCCCUGUGGGCAGAAUGACACUCAACAGAAACCCGAGAAAUUAUUUCGCUGAGGUAGAGCAAGCUGCCUUCUGUCCUGCCCAUGUGGUUCCUGGAGUCGAAUUCUCCCCAGACAAGAUGCUCCAAGGUCGAAUUUUCUCCUACAAAGAUACUCUUUCCAUCGUUUGGGUGCGAACUAUACCCAUUGCCCAUCAACUGUCCCUACAGGGUCGACCCUACAACACCCUGAGGGACGGUGCUGCUUGCUACGACAGUCAAGGGAACGCUCCAAAUUACUUCCCGAAUAGCUUCAAGGGUUUGAAGGAAUCUGGCAAAACGAUGGAAAGCGUAUGGAGCGUAUCAGGAGACGUGGCUCGUCACGAAUCCAUCGACGAAGACAAUUUCGAACAGCCACGGCAGUUCUGGGAAAAGGUAAAGUAG
Cooperia oncophora is the source of this 501-nucleotide messenger RNA. The record is from the annotation of a GenBank genome assembly. Lineage: Eukaryota; Metazoa; Nematoda; Chromadorea; Rhabditida; Trichostrongylidae.